ACAACCUACACUAGUACACACCGAGCAGCGGUGGGACCGACUUCCCAGGAAGCAGCACGCCUCGGCUCGCCCUGUCAGGCGGGCUGUCGCCGCCUCCUCCCGCCACCCCUCUGUGUGUGUGUUUGCGGUUUGCCCUCGUGACUCGGUCGCUGUCCUUGCCCGGCGGCCCGCGUGCCAGUUCCUGAGGCGGUGGUUUGGCGCCUCGGAGCGGCAACGCGGAGCCGCCAGCCGUCGUCGGUCAGGCCGCCCGCUGGCCCGCCGCGUGAGGCGAGUGUUUUUCUCGCUCUCUUCCUUCCCCCUCGGCAGGGUCGGGCUCCAGCGGUUAACGGGGGCGGUCCCGAAGGAGGAGGAGCCCGCCCGGGAGCAGCUCUCUCUCGGAGCCGCCCGCUUCACCGUCAGUCCGCCUGCUGCGCUUCCUCCUUUCGGGCGCGCUUGAAGCUUCUCCGGCCGUUGCCUCCCCCCCGGGACCUCCAUGGCCGGCCGUGGUGGGUUCCCCCUCACCCCGCCGCCCACUGCCGCGGCCUCGGUGGGGGCCGCGGUCCCUCCUCCUCCUCCUGGACCUGGAGGCGGGCUCUUGCGGGGACCCAGCCCAGCCGGGGCCACCGCAUACCGGCCCGUGGGGCAUGGAGCUCAGUUCCAACGCCCAGGGAUGCUGCCUGGUGGCCGGAUGCCCAUGACAGGAUUGCAGGUGGGCUCCCUGUCUGGACCUCCAUAUGGAACAGCUUCUCCACUAAGACCUGGAAUGCCACAGUCUAUGAUGGAUCCCUUCCGGAAGCGUCUGCUUGCUCCACAGACCCAGCCGCCUCCGUUGCUAACCCAAAGACGAGGGCUGAAGAGGAGGAAGAUGGCCGACAAGGUCCUACCACAGAGGAUCCGUGAGUUAGUCCCAGAGUCUCAAGCCUACAUGGAUUUACUGGCAUUUGAACGCAAGCUGGAUCAGACCAUUGCCCGCAAGAGGAUGGAGAUCCAGGAGGCAAUCAAGAAACCUUUGACGCAAAAGCGGAAACUGCGCAUUUACAUCUCCAACACCUUUACACCUGGAAAGGAAGAAUCUGAAGGCGGCGAGCGCAUAGCCUCAUGGGAACUUCGUGUGGAGGGCAAACUCUUAGAUGAUCCAAAUAAGCAGAAGCGAAAGUUCUCUUCCUUUUUCAAGAGCUUGGUCAUUGAGCUGGAUAAAGAGUUGUAUGGCCCAGACAAUCACCUGGUGGAAUGGCACCGAAUGCCCACGACCCAAGAGACAGAUGGCUUCCAGGUCAAGCGCCCAGGCGAUGUCAAUGUGAAAUGCACCCUGCUGCUCAUGCUGGACCACCAGCCUCCCCAGUACAAACUGGACCCCCGCCUGGCUCGCCUGCUGGGUGUUCACACACAGACUCGGGCAAGCAUCAUGCAGGCCCUCUGGCUCUACAUCAAACACAACAAGCUCCAGGACAGUCAUGAGAAGGAGUACAUCAACUGCAAUCGCUAUUUUCGCCAGAUCUUUGGCUGCAUCCGCAUGCGAUUCUCUGAGAUCCCCAUGAAGCUGGCAGGGCUCCUGCAACACCCAGAUCCCAUUGUCAUCAACCAUGUGAUCAGUGUGGAUCCUAAUGACCAGAAGAAGACUGCCUGCUAUGACAUUGAUGUAGAAGUGGAUGACCCUUUGAAGGCCCAAAUGAGCAGCUUCCUGGCUUCCACCACCAACCAGCAAGAAAUUGCCUCCCUGGAUGUCAAGAUCCAUGAAACCAUUGAAUCUAUCAACCAGCUCAAGACACAGCGAGAUUUCAUGUUGAGCUUCAGCAACAAUCCCCAGGACUUCAUUCAGGAGUGGAUCAGAUCUCAGCAGAGGGACUUGAAGAUAAUCACAGACGUGGUUGGGAACCCUGAAGAGGAGAGACGUGCAGAGUUCUACGAGCAACCAUGGAUGCAGGAGGCUGUUGGGAGACACAUCUUUGCCAAGGUUCAGCAGCGCAGGCAAGAACUGGAACAAGUCCUUGGCGUUCGCCUUACCUAGUGGUGCCACGUCCGUCAAGCCUCUUGCACCUUGUGGUACUUUGGAGUGGACUGAUGGUCCUCAAUCCUCUGCCUUUAACAGGCUGAUGGAGUUCUGAUGCCUCCCCCCCCCCAUUGCUCUCAUUUGGAGGAGGUGGGGCUUAAUCAGUACCUUCCUGGGAAUAUACAAGGCUUCAAGCCGCCUUUUACAGAGAGAGGGGAGCUCCUCUCCCUCGCCAGACCCCUGCCCUUCCUCAGCGCUUUUUCUCUGGGACACUGGGAAUUUUUUUUAAAAUUUGAGUUGCCUUCUACCUCUUUGCUGAGUCUCAGCAGCCUUCCUUAUAACACAGGGAGGCUGCUGCUACUGCCGCUGCUUUUAACCAAAGCUUUGUCCAUUCCAAACUGCUGGCUUUGCUGGCAUUUAGUCUUUGCACUCUUUUGUUUGGGAGCAGGUUUGUUUGGUUGUACAGAGGAAGAUGGUAGUGUAUAUGCAGGGUUGGUCUGCUUCCAAGCAUUGCCCCUCCAACCUAUGCAACUAGGGUUGUGUGUUAAAGAAGAGUUGUGUUUGCUCAGGCCUUUGCUGUUCUGUUGAUGACAAUCAAUUGCUGUUCCUUCCUUGGUUCUCCAGUUAUAUGAGGGUUAGAAGGUAGACAGUGAUUCACUCGGUGCUGCAGAAAACAUUCCUGAAGCCAUCAGCCAAGGGGAGGUGUGCAACGUUUGCCUCCGCCGCCUUGGGCUUCCUCAAGUGCCUUCACUCUCCAAGCUCCUGGCGCCUCAGCACUUAAUGUGGAAGAAGCCCUUCCUGCUUUCCGGCCCUUGUCUUGAGAUGUACAGUUGACCAAGUAGGAGCUGAUGGGAUGGUCACUUACUUCCGAGUGAGAAUGUUGUUACCACUUUCUGUGUUGAAUGUUUUUUAAUAAAAAUACUCUUGAGCAGCA
Molecule: messenger RNA, 2903 nt
Organism: Hemicordylus capensis (graceful crag lizard)
Lineage: Eukaryota; Metazoa; Chordata; Lepidosauria; Squamata; Cordylidae
Gene: SMARCD2
Product: SWI/SNF related, matrix associated, actin dependent regulator of chromatin, subfamily d, member 2
Exons: 13
Coding region: 473-1987 (504 amino acids)
Biological process (GO): regulation of transcription by RNA polymerase II
Cellular component (GO): SWI/SNF complex; nucleus
Source: RefSeq, a predicted model, not a curated record